Molecule: messenger RNA, 1410 nt
Organism: Erigeron canadensis
Lineage: Eukaryota; Viridiplantae; Streptophyta; Magnoliopsida; Asterales; Asteraceae
Exons: 3
Coding region: 109-1275 (388 amino acids)
Source: RefSeq, a predicted model, not a curated record
CAAUUAGUUCAACAAAUUCUUUUCAGAGAAAACUGUACAUUACCUUGGAUACAAAAAUCAAAGAUUAAUUCCUUCUAUUACCAUCCAAUUUUAGCUUUGAAGCUGGCGAUGGUAACAAUUUUAUUUGUUCUGCAAGCAGAAGAUGAUUCUGGACUCCUUGGUUAUAUGCUGCUGGGAAGUAAGAAUAUUCCUCAUUUGCUUCCACCGAAGUUUGUAUAUUGUCUUCUAAAGAACAGGAAGGAUCAUAAUUUGAACUUAACUCCAGAAGUGGUUGCAGAAGCUUUUCUAAGCAUAGAUGAUCCUCUUGUGAUUGUUAGUUCAAAAGAUAAGAAUCCAAGGAUUGAUGCCCCUUGUGCUAUAUUUGUAGACCUUAGAAAAUCUAAAGAGAAGAUAAUCAACAUAUUGUUCACUAAGAAAACUAUGCCUUGUGACAACAAAAUUCUUCAGAACUUUGCUAUCAAUAUUUCUUCUAAAACUGGGAAAAUUCCCAAGGAUCUGUUGUCUCUGGCUUCUAACACUUGUUCAGAAGCUAACCCGAAUGUGAUGAAUUCUGUGUCAGAGAGCAGCAACGCAACUGGGGCUCAUCAGGUGAAGAAUCAUGUUAAGGAUAUAGGCGAUGAACCUAGUGAUGGUGGUGGUAAAACUCAGGAUGUGAAAAACAAGAAAGGGAGAGAUAAAAGAAAUCGGAAGAAGGGUACAAGAAAUGGACAUAGUGGCCAGACUUCCUCAAACAAUGUUAAUGGUGAAACAAUUAGCGUGAAGCCUCUCGAAUUUGAACCACACUGUCUUAAAAGCAUAGCGGAAUUUAUAAAUGAGAAUAAAGGAGAGUCGUUGAGUUCAUCAUCGGCUAUAGCCUUGAUAAAAAAAAAAAAUGAAAUGAAUUUGCACUCAUGGGCUGAAUUUAUUGAGGAUUUAAAGCCCCGUGUGGGAGAAGAUGCAAAAUUACGUGAAGACUUGAUGUUGUGGGAGAUGUAUUAUGCUGAAGUUAAUUUGAGCAUAGUAACGGAGAAGGAUUUGCAACUGAUGGUGAAGAAGCUGCAGGAAAAUGGUUUGAUAGAGCUAUCACCCACGACUCAGGACUCAAAGGCAGUUUCAGGGAGCAGCAGCACCACUGAGUUUAAAGAAACACAAAGAGAUGAGAAAAUGAAUCAUGCUGAGGAAACAUGUGACGGUUCAGCUGUGGAAGUGGUGUUAGAGAAUCAGAGUGGUGGUGGUAACUCUGAAGAUGCACAAAAGAGCAAGAAAGGGAAGGGAAAGAAGGGUAAAGAGAAAUGAUGUGUGGGAUAAGUAUUAAAUAGCCAAUGGUGUCUGCUUCUUAUGUUUUUUUUUUUACUUUAUGUGUACGUCUUGCAGGAAAGAAUACUACGUUAUGGACCUUAUGUAAUGGAAAAUUUCAGUAAACCUUAUGAC